This is a messenger RNA of Colletotrichum paranaense, 366 nucleotides long. RefSeq lists its product as uncharacterized. The record is from RefSeq and is a predicted model, not a curated record. Bases 1 to 366 code for a protein of 121 amino acids. Lineage: Eukaryota; Fungi; Ascomycota; Sordariomycetes; Glomerellales; Glomerellaceae. The transcript has 2 exons.
AUGCCCCUCGACAAGUCUGCCCCUCUCAGGCUCGACGACUUCGGCCAGCUCGACGCCGUAGCCAUCGUGGCCACCAUGGGCAUGUUGAAGUUAGAGAAGCAACGCAGGGCGUUCCGACGGUGCGGAAUCCGGCUAGGCGACGGCACGAACGCCGUGGACAGCCGGGCCGGUACGGAUGCCAGGAUCCGGCACAUCGACGCCGGCCUGGCCAUAAUGGCCACGAUGGGCGGGCCGGAGCUCCUACGGGCCCCCCCGAGCGACGAUAAUACCCGUAAAAGAGAACGGAUCAUGCUGAACCUGGCUGCCCACGCGGGCUGGCACCAGGAGGUCCUGUGCGCGUUGGAGUGGGUGAAGCUCGCCCUGUAG